UUGCAAUUGGACUGACUUACAAACCAUGAAAGAUUUUAGGACCACAUUUAUACAGACAUUGAAGAGUACAAUUGUUGAUAGCUCUUCAAGAAGAGGCUAUUUUGUACAUAGUUGCUACCGUCAUGGUCAUAUAACAGAAAAAUUCUACUCGACGUGCUCAUCUUUGUUUGGAAACAACAUACUCGCUAACAAAACGGUGGCACAAGCCAUAGGCGACUGGUAUUUUGAUCGGAGCAAAUUCGAGGAGAUUGACAUUCUUAAUGACUUGCCACGAAACUGUAGUUUCUGCUAAUGAAAUAGUCUUCAAUGAAUCAAUGGGUAAAUGGGUUAUUAAUAUUC
Messenger RNA from Salvia miltiorrhiza (redroot sage), 339 nucleotides. Its product is annotated as pectin acetylesterase 8-like. Bases 26 to 292 code for a protein of 88 amino acids. Gene Ontology annotation, cellular component: plant-type cell wall. The record is from RefSeq and is a predicted model, not a curated record. Gene Ontology annotation, molecular function: pectin acetylesterase activity. Gene Ontology annotation, biological process: cell wall organization. The transcript has 3 exons. Lineage: Eukaryota; Viridiplantae; Streptophyta; Magnoliopsida; Lamiales; Lamiaceae.